Molecule: messenger RNA, 630 nt
Organism: Blepharisma stoltei
Lineage: Eukaryota; Ciliophora; Heterotrichea; Heterotrichida; Blepharismidae
Source: the annotation of a GenBank genome assembly
AUGCUAAAAUUUUCUAGGCUUUCAAGGUUGCUAUAUGGUGCUCGUGCCUUUUCUGAAGAAGCAAAGUAAAUUCUAUUCAGGCCUCCCGAAACUACAAAUUUUAUCGAAUCAACUCUUCCAUCAAAAGCUAAAAAAGAAAUCUUAGUCACAAGACCAGAAAAAGGAGCAUUAUGGGCUCAAGGCCAAGUUGUUCUCAGGUACCAAAGAGUGAAAUUUCGAUCUGACAAAUUUCCAAGCUUAAAAAGAAUCCAGAGAUUUUUAGAAUACGAGCAGGCCACAGAUAUUGAUGUGAUUGAUAUAAGAAAAUACACUAACAAUACUCCUUUUACCACAGUCAUGAUUUGUACUGGGUAUUCUCCAAGACAUAUUUCAAGAAUUGCUUAUAGCCUUGUCAGAGCAUUACGAGAAGCUAAUGUUCCUGACUGCCAAUAUUUCCGAGUUAGUGGAGUUAGGGAUUCAGGAUGACUUAUGGUACUCCUUAAAGAUGUUUAUUUGCAUGUGUUCACAGAAGAAACAAGGAAGGAAAUGGAUUUGCCAGGAGUCUACGGAUAUAAGAUGACAGAUGAAGAGGUUGAAAUGUUUAGAAUGCAAGGUUUUGAGAUGUAUCAAAAAAAUAGAAGGAGAAGAUAA